This is a messenger RNA of Pelobates fuscus (common spadefoot toad), 592 nucleotides long. Its product is annotated as fatty acid-binding protein, adipocyte-like. Lineage: Eukaryota; Metazoa; Chordata; Amphibia; Anura; Pelobatidae. The record is from RefSeq and is a predicted model, not a curated record. Gene Ontology annotation, biological process: fatty acid transport. Gene Ontology annotation, molecular function: fatty acid binding. Gene Ontology annotation, cellular component: nucleus; cytosol. The transcript has 4 exons. Bases 77 to 478 code for a protein of 133 amino acids.
CAGCCCCUUAAGUUGCACACAGUUAUUCUCGAGUUUAUUUGCUUCAAGAUAUAACCUCUCCUGAAACACAACAGCCAUGGCCGAGGCAUUGCUAGGAAAAUGGAAAUUAGAAGAUGCUAACAAGGAAAUGUUUAAUGCAUACAUGGAGGGCUUAGGAGUCGGCUUCGUGACAAGGAAAGCAGCUUGUGCAGUGUCAGCUGAUGUCACCAUCAGUUUGGAAGGAGACAUUUGGACAAUUAAGACAUCGAGCACCUUCAAAAACUAUGAGAUCAAUUUUAAAAUUGGAGUACCGUUUGAUGAAGAAACUGCAGAUGAUAGAAAAGUUAAGACCACUGUGACACUAGAAAAAGGAGUACUGAUCCAAGUACAAAAUUGGGAUGGCAAAACAACUACAAUUAAACGGGAGGUGAUAGAUGGAAAAUUAAUAGUGACAUGUAUCAUAGGGGAUGUGGUAUGUGUUCGGACAUACAAGAGAUGAAUCCUGCAUCCUUGGCAUUGUCGCAAAAAAAAUAAGCUCAGUUCAAUGAGCAUCAGAUACAUUGUCUGAUCGGUUUCUGAUAUUCAAAGAAAUAUUAAAGCUUUUUUUGCCUUA